AAUUGUAUUUUAUAUUGAAAGCUUAUCUGAUAGGAAGACAGCCUUAUUGACUCUGAUUUGAUCAAAGAUGAAAACUUUUUUAUAUGAAUCAAACAACAAAUUAAAGCAUAUUCCAACACAAGUUGAUGCAUAGAAUGAGAAUAUAAGCUCACAUAUCCACACGUUCACCCACAUCAAAAUGACUCUUUAAAGUGAAGGAAAUUUAAUCAAGAAAAAGGAAAUCCUGGUUCAAGAUACCGCUGAAUUCCCAUUUAGAUUAGAUAUACAUAUAAAUAGAUCCCGACCUUCGCUAAUAUUUACGUAUAAAAUUCCAAAAGGAGAGAGAAAGCUAGAGAGAAACAGAGUUUUGGGUUUUGGUCUUUGAGGGUUCAACAGAUUGACAGAUGAGUUCAACUGGAUUAUAUUCUGUUUUCACGGGCUUCAGUGAUGCAGCUGGAGUUGCUGGGAACAUCUUUGCUUUUGCGCUAUUUUUGUCACCCAUACCAACAUUUAGGAGAAUUAUCAGAAGCCAAUCAACAGAACAGUUUUCAGGGUUGCCUUAUAUAUAUUCCUUCUUGAACUGCUUGAUCUGUCUCUGGUAUGGCAUGCCCAUUGUAUCUCCCGAGGUGAUAUUGGUUGCAACAGUCAAUUCAAUUGGGGCAAUUUUUCAAUUUAUCUACAUACUGAUAUUCAUCUUGCAUGCUGAUAAAGCAAGAAAGCUAAAGAUGAUAGGACUACUGGUUGCUGUUUCUGCACUAUUUGCUGUAAUAGUCUUUGUGAGCCUAAAUUUUUUUGAGUCUCAUGCUCGACAGAUGUUUGUUGGAUAUCUAAGUGUUUUUUCUCUCAUUUCCAUGUUUGCUUCCCCACUUUGUGUCAUUAAUUUGGUGUUUAAAACAAAGAGUGUUGAGUACAUGCCAUUCUAUCUCUCCCUCGCCACCUUCCUGAUGAGUCUCUCUUUCUUCGCAUAUGGAAUGUUAAAGUAUGAUCCUUUCAUUUCUGUCCCGAAUGGAAUCGGAACAAUUUUGGGGAUAACUCAACUGAUGCUGUACUUUUAUUAUAGCAGCAAAUAUGGUGAAGGCUCUAGAGACCCACUGUUAGCAUCUUAUGCCUGAGUUGCAUCGCUUGGCAAUAAAAGAUGGAGUUAACUGAUUGCAAGUUGCAAUGUUCCGAUAAGUAUGUUUUGCUGAAUGAUCAUCAAGGUAAAUCAUUGUUAAAAGUCGUCAUCGGAUUCUAACAAGUCUGUAUCAAUGCAUUCCUCACUGCAACAAGGCAUAGAAGAAAGCAAGGGACAGAGAAAAGGAACACAAGCUGGUGCUUGUUACAAUGUGCAAUUGGCCUGUUACUGAGGACUAUCAGUGUAAGAACCUACAGUAACACAGCCAUAAUCUGCUAUCUUUGUUAUUGCCGCCACAUAGAUUGGUCAGACACCAUAAUUAUUGUCUUGAGUUGUAUAGUAUUUGUUUUGAGUUCUGCCGGAAAAAAAAAGAACACAUAAAAGGUAGCUUUAUAUAUACAGUAUUUAUUUCAA
Messenger RNA from Ricinus communis (castor bean), 1507 nucleotides. RefSeq names its product bidirectional sugar transporter SWEET2a. The record is from RefSeq and is a predicted model, not a curated record. Gene Ontology annotation, molecular function: sugar transmembrane transporter activity. Gene Ontology annotation, cellular component: membrane. The coding region runs from base 384 to 1091 and encodes 235 amino acids. Gene Ontology annotation, biological process: carbohydrate transport. The transcript has 7 exons. NCBI's taxonomy places the organism in Eukaryota, Viridiplantae, Streptophyta, Magnoliopsida, Malpighiales, Euphorbiaceae.